AUGUUCAGCGCAGCGCUGCACCUAGCACGAAAAAUCCCGAGUCGUAUCUCAUUUGAGUACACUUCGCGCCGAAUGACGCUUCCGCUUCCUCAAUCGACCGUGCUUGCGCAGCAGAUUGACUACUCUCGAAUGCUGCCCAAGUUAUAUUCAGCAAACACCGGUCUACACAACGAUAUUUUGAAGUCCACCACGGAAGCAAUCAGCCAGCUGUCGGAGAUUGGGGUCAAGGUCAGUCUCAAGCUCCCGACUGAUGAAGACAGGGAUAUCACCACACGAGCACAUACCCUCGCACGCAAAGCAACAGAAGUGAACAGCGAAGUCAAUCCCCCACCAUGGGCGCAAGUCCAGCUCCGCGCGUCGGCAUUGCGAUGGGCUCGGGUGAAUACUAAUCAGCAACGGAAGGGCAACUUCCAGCUGCCCACCACUGGUCGGUUUACACGCCAGCUGGAUUCAGCUCUCCCGGGACCCCACACGAAGACGCUGUAUUAUAGCCUGGUUCGGGAGAAUGCAUCGAUACUAGCUCAACUCCGCACGGGACAUGCCAGACUGAAUGGAUAUCUUCACCGAAUCGGCAAGACCGAUAAUGAUAUAUGCGAAUGUGGCGCCGAGCGUGAAACAGUCCCACAUUUCUUGCUUCGAUGCACACGGUGGAAUGAACAGCGUUGCGUACUGACUGAAGCCGCGGGUCCGAGCCUCGGCAGUCUGUCGCAGAUGCAAGGAGGUAAAUGA
This is a messenger RNA of Penicillium odoratum, 729 nucleotides long. RefSeq lists its product as uncharacterized. The record is from RefSeq and is a predicted model, not a curated record. Bases 1 to 729 code for a protein of 242 amino acids. NCBI's taxonomy places the organism in Eukaryota, Fungi, Ascomycota, Eurotiomycetes, Eurotiales, Aspergillaceae. The transcript is spliced from 3 exons.